AGGAGCUAAUACGAAAGCUGAAUUGAAUCAUAGCUCAGAAACUUACGAACGUGGGCGGUAACAAAACAUUGUGUUCCAUGUGCGCGUUUAUUUACAAGUAGUAAUAUCCUUAAUAUUGACUGGAAUACGGUGAUUUAUAAGGUUUUAAAUAAAACUUUAAAUAAUUUGCGAAAACUUCAAGUGAAAUAUAUGAAAACUCUGAAACAUUAAUUUAUUGACUGUGAAAAAGAUUUAUAUUUUUGUGAGGAAAAUGACUGCGUCCACUAUGAUUGAAUUGGAGUCGUGGAUUAUCUACCAAUGUGUGCUGAAUGAAUGCCAUGUAUCCAGUAGCUCGAUGGAAGGCGGUGCGUGGUGCGCCCGCGACAUCUCGCUGCGCGCGCAAAAGAAGUUUCUGUCGCGUGUAGGGGGCGCGGCGAGUGCACGCGCCUUGGUUCUCGACGAACACGCCGCCAAAUUGUUAGAUCAGUUUCUAACGGUGCUGAGGGAACGCGUGGAGAAGCGCGAAGCGGAGAAGUUGGUGAAGCACGUGAUAAAGGCGGCGGUGAAGCUCGGCGUGCUGCGCCGGCACGGACAGCUCUCCGCGGCUGAUGAGCGCGCCCUCGCCGCAUUCCGCAGCAAGUUUCAUACGGUGCUGAUGGCUGUGGUAUCAUUCUGUGAGGUGGACUUCUCGUAUGACCGAGGCUUCCUGCAGGACGCUCUUAGAGAGUCGCACCAGUCGCUCAAGUCUGUAGUCGAAAGGCAUUUGUCUGAUAAAUCGGUAUCAAGGCUGGCCGGUGUAUUCGCACUGGCCUCUCGCGGGGAUCUUUUAGAUUCCUUAUUCUCCGGCCAAAUAGACGAAGAUGUGCUCAAACUGACGAGGAUGCUGCGCAAAGAACUCGACAGAGGCCUGCUAUAAUCCAAGCGAGGAGAUACGUAAGCCGUCCUAUAACCAAAGCUGUUCUUACCAUCUAAAUGAUCUCUAUCAUAAAGAGUAUCGGUCCGCUUUCGGCCGGUGUUGCCAUUAUACAAUUUUUAAAACGGUAGAAAUUUUGGCAAUUGGAGAAUAAUUAUGAAGGAAAAUCGUUCAAGUAUGGCCCUUCUUACAAGGAACCGUAAAUCUUGGAAAUUAAUAUCUUUAUAUAUCGUGUUGCGAUCCGUACAUACAACGUUGAAUUAUUGACACAAGUCGUAUUUUCGGUCAGUACAUAGUGACUACAUGUCAACUGUAUACAUUUGCUUCGUCAUCUUUAAAAUCAUGGAAAAUUUCGCGACAAUCUUGACGAAAAGGUUGCGAACGAGUGCCUUUGGCGAAGAACGAACGAAAUAUGAGGUUCGCGGCGCGUGAAUGUGUACUUUGCUCUUUGAAGUUGUAUUACGUAAGUUGAUUAGUGA
Messenger RNA from Papilio machaon (common yellow swallowtail), 1371 nucleotides. RefSeq names its product tumor necrosis factor alpha-induced protein 8-like protein (gene sigmar). The transcript is spliced from 5 exons. The record is from RefSeq and is a predicted model, not a curated record. Gene Ontology annotation, biological process: regulation of apoptotic process. The coding region runs from base 251 to 895 and encodes 214 amino acids. Gene Ontology annotation, cellular component: cytoplasm. Lineage: Eukaryota; Metazoa; Arthropoda; Insecta; Lepidoptera; Papilionidae.